AUGUCAGCUAGUCAAAACAUUGUCGUAUCAGAGACUACAAUGUCAAGUAUCAUCCCCAACAACAACAACAACAACAACAACUCUUCUUCACAGAAACUCCCUCCUUGUUUAAUCUCAAUUUCCAAGAAAAAGCUUCUCAAGAACAUCGACAUCAUCAAUGGUGGUGGACAAAGAAUCAACGCUUGGGUAGAUUCAAUGCGUGCUUCUUCUCCUACUCAUCUCAAAUCUCUUCCUUCUUCUAUCUCCACACAGCAACAACUCAACUCAUGGAUCAUGCAACAUCCUUCAGCACUAGAAAAAUUCGAACAGAUAAUGGAAGCUUCGAGAGGGAAACAAAUCGUAAUGUUUCUUGAUUAUGACGGUACUCUCUCUCCCAUUGUUGAUGAUCCAGACAAAGCUUUCAUGUCAAGCAAGAUGAGAAGAACAGUGAAAAAACUGGCUAAGUGUUUCCCCACUGCUAUAGUUACUGGUAGAUGCAUAGACAAGGUGUAUAACUUUGUGAAGCUUGCUGAGCUGUAUUAUGCUGGAAGCCAUGGCAUGGACAUUAAAGGUCCAGCAAAAGGCUUCUCCAGACACAAGAGGGUUAAACAGUCUCUUCUGUACCAACCAGCUAAUGACUAUCUUCCCAUGAUCGAUGAAGUUUAUAGACAACUCUUGGAAAAAACAAAAUCGACUCCAGGAGCCAAAGUAGAAAACCACAAGUUUUGUGCUUCUGUGCACUUUCGCUGCGUCGAUGAGAAGAAAUGGAGCGAACUGGUUCUACAGGUUCGGUCGGUAUUAAAGAAAUUCCCUACGCUGCAACUGACCCAAGGUCGGAAGGUUUUCGAAAUCCGUCCAAUGAUUGAAUGGGAUAAAGGAAAGGCUCUUGAGUUCUUGUUAGAAUCACUUGGAUUUGGGAACACUAACAAUGUUUUCCCGGUUUAUAUUGGUGACGAUCGAACUGACGAAGAUGCAUUUAAGAUGCUACGAGACAGAGGCGAAGGCUUUGGCAUUCUUGUCUCCAAGUUUCCCAAGGAUACUGAUGCUUCGUAUUCUUUGCAAGAUCCAUCCGAGGCAAGUCUUAAUAUAUAAUGAUUAAUAGUAGAAAUGUGUAACUAUACAUUAAUAUACAUAGCCAUGCAAUUAGCAGUUAAUGGUUUUCUACUCCUGCUAACUUCACUCUCCUUAAUACGAAAUCAACAGGUGAUGGAUUUCUUACGACGAUUGGUGGAAUGGAAACAAAUGCAGCCAAGAAUGUGAAAUGAUAAUAUAAUAAACGAGUGACAAUAUUCGAAAUGCCAAUGGAUGUAUAUAAUGAAUAUGUUCAUGCCUAACUUUUUUAGGAACGUUGUAAUUGGUAAAGGAUAUGGCAGUGUCUUUAACGUACCCCCAUUAGGUUAAUCUUCUUGUUCGUCACAUUGUAUUUUUGUAAAAAAAAAAAAAAAAAAAAAAAAAAAAAAAAAAAAAAAAAGAGAGAAAUAUUUUUUUUUGACAAAUGAGUCUCCUCCACGAACCUAUUGUCAACUUGAACUGUAAUCUGACAAGCUUUAAUUAGAGCUUGAUUGGUUCUCCUUCUACCACCCGCAAACGCAGCGUUUGCGGGUGGUAGCGGUUGUUAGCGAUUGAAAGCAAUCAUAGACACCGCUAGACAUCGCUUUAA
Molecule: messenger RNA, 1639 nt
Organism: Arabidopsis thaliana (thale cress)
Lineage: Eukaryota; Viridiplantae; Streptophyta; Magnoliopsida; Brassicales; Brassicaceae
Gene: TPPI
Product: Haloacid dehalogenase-like hydrolase (HAD) superfamily protein
Exons: 11
Coding region: 1-1071 (356 amino acids)
Biological process (GO): trehalose biosynthetic process
Molecular function (GO): trehalose-phosphatase activity
Source: RefSeq, marked reviewed